Messenger RNA from Staurois parvus, 267 nucleotides. NCBI's taxonomy places the organism in Eukaryota, Metazoa, Chordata, Amphibia, Anura, Ranidae. The record is from the annotation of a GenBank genome assembly.
UACCAACCUCCCCUCCAGGCUUGCACAGGUAUAUCGGCUCCUCCCCUCCAGGCUUGCACAGGUGCACUGGCUCCUCCCCUUCUGUCUUGCACAGAUGUACUGGCUCCUCCCCUUCCGUCUUGCACAGAUGUACUGGCUCCUCCCCUUCAGUCUUGCACAGGUGCACUGGCUCCUCCCCUUCAGUCUUGCACAGGUGUAUCAGCUCCUCCCCUCCAGGCUUGCACAGGUGCACUGGCUCCUCCCCUUCUGUCUUGCACAGGUGUACCG